Messenger RNA from Labrus bergylta (ballan wrasse), 2653 nucleotides. Lineage: Eukaryota; Metazoa; Chordata; Actinopteri; Labriformes; Labridae. The record is from RefSeq and is a predicted model, not a curated record.
CGAGAGAGAGAGACUUUCAAUUCGUUAAUCAGUUCCUUUGUUCUUGAUACUGUACUUUGGCUUUGUGUGGCUUCUGAGGUCCGACAAGGCUUCAGGCAGUAAAACACAAGAGAGAAACAUUGAGCAACUUCCUUAACUGGACCAUGAAGCUCAAGUUACUCUUCUCUCUGGUGGUGACUCUCAUGUUUUUGGGGAUCCUGCUGAUCUGGUACUUAGUCGACAACGAUGUGGACCAGCACUUCCCAGUCCCUCAGCAGAAAAGAGCCCCCAAGACCUUUAACCUCUGCAAAGGCUGCAAUAAUACGAUCAAUAAAAUAAUGCAGAAUUACUCUCAAGCCUGGAAGAAGCAGGAGGCCAAUCAUAAAAAAUUCAGAUCUCAGCUGAGCAGCAGGUGCAGUGGUUUUGACAAAGCCAUCAUUACCCAGGCCAACACUCCAGUGGGAUCCAAGUUCAGUUAUGGUGGGGGAAAGAGCAGCUACCUGGUGUCUCCGGAGGUUUUCAGAACUUUUACAAAGGAGCAUCCUUUCUUAAAUAAAACAUGGGACACGUGUGCUGUUGUUGGGAACGGAGGAAUCCUGACUGACAGCAGAUGUGGAGAGAGAAUUGAUUCAGCUCAGUUUGUCAUGAGGUGCAACCUUCCUCCUUUGGGAAAUAGUUAUGCGAAGCAUGUCGGUGUCAAAACGGACCUUGUGACAGCAAACCCAAGCAUCUUCAAGGAGAAGUAUGAGUCUCUGAUGAUGCGUCGUCGUCCGUUUGUGGAAAGUCUGCAUAUUUACAGCAGCUCCCUGCUACUCCUUCCUGCCUUGGCCUUUAGCCCAAACAUGUAUGUACCUUUAUGUAUUCGGGCCAUCUACAGUAUUGAGGACUUUGGAAGCCCCAUUAGGCCUGUCUUCUUUAACCCUGAGUACAUGCAAAAACUGACUGCCUUCUGGCGUGCAAAAGGCUUGCGAUCAGGGAGGCUGAGCACCGGGAUAAUUAUGGCUAGCAUAGCUUUGGAGGUCUGCGAAAAUGUGCAUCUGUAUGGGUUCUGGCCCUUCGAUAAUCACCCCUAUGGACUCUACGACCUGACGAACCACUACUAUGAUGACAGAAAAGUUAAAAGGUUCCACGCCAUGCCCACUGAGUUUGGGCUCUUGAUGGGGUUGCACAAACAGGGGGUGCUCAAGCUUCAUCUGGGAGAUUGUCAACAUUGAUGACUAUGAGUCAUAAUUGUAUGUAAGAGUUAUUAUUUGGGUCUGUGUUUUUUUUUUUUUUGGAUGUUUCUUGUUAGCGUCUGUCUUUGAGCUGGCAGCUCUCACACUUAUGUUUUUCUUCGCUCUUUAUUAGUGUGAGAGCUGGCAGCUCUUUGCUCUUUAUUUCUUUUAUUUAUUAUUAUUCCGCCUUUUUUUGGCUUGUAUCUCCUCCUAUACUAAUUGUGCUAUCAAUCAAUCAAACUUUAUUUCUAUAGCACUUUUCAUACAACAAACGUAUCCCAAAGUGCUUUACAUCAACAUAAAUCAAACAGCAACAACACGACUCCCUCCCCCACCCCUAUCCCACAUUUCAAAAACUAAGGUAAAAAUAACUAGAUAAGAACAGGUACUGAGGAAAUGCUAUUUUUAUAAAUAUUUUUAUUUAUUCUAAAUGAGGAAACACCGGAGGUUCAAAAUGUAAUAAAACAGAUGAAAUGCGAUUCAGUUAAAGGCUCUACUAAAUAGGUAGGUCCUGAGUUUGCUUUUAAAAAUGUUUACAUUGUGUUCUGCCCUCAGGUCUCCUGGUAAACUGUUCCACAGACGGGGGCCAUUGUAGUAAAAAGAUGCCUCACUGUAGGUUUUAGUUUGGACAUUUGGAACAAUUAAAAGACCACUACCAGAAGACCUGAGGGCUCUGGUGGGCUCAUAAGUUAAAAGCAAAUCGGAUAAAUAGGGGUGCGCAAGGUCAUUAAGAGCUUUAAAAACCAAUAAGAUAAUCUUAAAAUCAGUUCUAAAACAAAGGGGUAGCCAAUGCAGAGACUUUAAAAUCGAUGUAAUGUGUGCUCUCUUUCUGGUCUUCGUCAGCAGUCUUGCAGCUGAAUUUUGGAGAAGCUGCAACUAAGAAGUAUGCUUUUUCGGAAGACCAGAAAGAAGAGCAUUACAGUAAUCAAUUCUACAGGUGAUAAAAGCAUGAAUAAGUGUCUCUGCAUUGGCUUGAGAGAGAAACUGUCGGACUCUGGCAAUGUAAUUGAGGUGAUAAAAUGCCUUUUUUGUAACAUCCGAACUGAGAACUGAUAUGAGUUAGGAAGCUGAGGUUUUUGUCAAAUAUGACACCUAGAUUUUUGACCUGCUCACAGGGAUUUUGAGAAACUUUGAGAAAUGAGCCCUUCUUGCUUGUUUAAUUGCUUUGUUAUAAAUGCUCAUUUGCUCACGAAAAAUGUCAAAAUACAUUUUCAGUCUGUUUUUUCGCCAUCUUCUCUCUGCUAUUCGACAGUUUCUCUUCAAUUGAAUUAUGUCUUUGUUUCUCCAGGGAGGUGUUGGGUUUGUUGUAAUUUUUGUCAGUUUUAGUGGUGCCACUGUAUCAAGCGUUGACCUAAGUUUACUGUUAAAACUGUCUACCAUAGAAUCACAAGAGGAAGGUAAAAUGUUUGCGGGAAUUUCAAAUAGAAUAUCAUUAAAAUUUGUAGCCACUUCAGUUGUAA